Cricetulus griseus (Chinese hamster) is the source of this 2126-nucleotide messenger RNA. NCBI's taxonomy places the organism in Eukaryota, Metazoa, Chordata, Mammalia, Rodentia, Cricetidae. The record is from RefSeq and is a predicted model, not a curated record.
CACCAUGCCAGUGAAGAAGUACCUGCUGAAGUGCCUGCACCGGUUGCAGAAGGGCCCAGGCUACACCUAUAAGGAGCUGCUUGUGUGGUAUUGCAACAACACCAACACGCACGGCCCCAAACGCAUCAUCUGCGAGGGGCCCAAAAAGAAGGCCAUGUGGUUCCUGCUCACAUUGCUCUUCGCCUGCCUGGUAUGCUGGCAAUGGGGCGUCUUCAUCCAGACCUACCUGAGCUGGGAGGUCAGCGUCUCGCUCUCCAUGGGCUUCAAGACCAUGAACUUCCCGGCCGUCACCGUCUGCAAUUCCAGCCCCUUCCAGUACUCCAAGGUCAAGCACUUGCUGAAAGACCUGGAUGAGCUGAUGGAGGCUGUCUUGGACAAGAUUCUGGCUCCGGAGUUUGGACACACCAACACUACCAGUACCCUAAACUUUACCAUCUGGAAUCACACACCUCUGGUUCUUAUUGAUGAACGGAAUCCUGACCACCCAGUGAUCCUCGAGUUGUUUGGGGAUAGCCAAAACAGCAGCAGUCCAGCCCCAGGAAGCACCUGCAAUGCCCAGGGGUGCAAGGUGGCCAUGAAGCUGUGCAGUGCCAAUGGGACUGUGUGUACCUUCCGGAACUUCACCAGUGCCACCCAGGCUGUGACUGAGUGGUAUAUCCUUCAGGCCACCAACAUCUUCUCACAAGUGCUUCCAGAGGACCUGGUGGGGAUGGGCUAUGCCCCUGACCGCAUAAUCCUAGCCUGCCUGUUUGGGACAGAACCCUGCAGCCAUCGAAGAGGCUACCAGGGGGUCUCCAUGAGUCAUCUCUCUCCACAGGACAAGCUGCAGCGCAAAGGGGAGCCCUACAGCCCUUGCACGAUGAAUGGCUCCGAUGUUGCCAUUCAGAACCUCUACAGUGACUACAACACCACGUACUCAAUCCAGGCCUGUCUUCAUUCCUGUUUCCAAGACCACAUGAUCCAUAACUGCAGCUGCGGCCACUAUUUGUACCCACUGCCUGCUGGGGAGAAAUACUGCAACAACAGGGACUUCCCGGACUGGGCCUACUGCUACCUAAACCUACAGAUGAGUGUGGCCCAGAGGGAGACCUGCCUCAGCAUGUGCAAGGAGUCCUGCAAUGACACCCAGUAUAAGAUGACCAUCUCCAUGGCUGACUGGCCUUCUGAGGCCUCUGAGGAUUGGAUCUUCCAUGUCCUGUCUCAGGAACGGGACCAGAGCGCAAAUAUCACCCUGAGCAGGAAGGGUGUUGUCAAGCUCAACAUCUACUUCCAAGAGUUCAACUACCGCACCAUUGAGGAGUCGCCAGCCAACAAUAUCGUGUGGCUGCUCUCUAAUCUGGGGGGCCAGUUUGGCUUCUGGAUGGGGGGCUCAGUGCUGUGCCUCAUUGAGUUUGGGGAGAUCAUUAUUGACUUCAUUUGGAUUACCAUCAUCAAGCUGGUGGUCUCCUGCAAAGGCCUUCGAAGGAAGCGGCCACAGGCACCAUACACUGGCCCACCACCCACCGUGGCUGAGUUGGUGGAGGCCCACACCAACUUUGGCUUCCAGCCUGACACAACCAACCACAGUCCCCAUGCCGAGGUCUACCCUGACCAGCAGACUCUACCCAUCCCGGGCACCCCACCCCCCAACUAUGACUCACUAAGGCUGCAGCCACUGGACACCUUGGAGUCUGACAGUGAAGUCGAGGCCAUCUAGACCCCACCCCACCUAGCAGCUGGUGAACUCGAAACUUCGAAGUUACAAGCGUUUCCAGUGCCUCAUUUUACUAGGCUUCAUCCAAAGAGCCAGGAACCCCCACACCAGAGCCCAUGACCCUUUAGAGAAGCCAGAAAUAACUAACUGGUCAGCCCCAGGCUGAGGGGCCCAUAGAGUCAAGAUGCUGGUAUCAGUAUACUGAAGUUGUAACAUUGCCUGGCUGCUGGUACACACUUCCCACACUCUUUGCUCUGUGUUGUCUUUUGGCCUAGCAGUCAGGCUCCAGAGACCCCUGGGGUCCCUCUCCUGGUGGUAGGUCACUUCCCUUUAUGUGUGUCACCAUCUCAGUCCUCCAGAAUCAGUGACUUUGCCCUAGUCAGCCUUGGUCGACCUGUUAACAGCCUGGGGGGGCGGGUGCAGGUCAUGGGGA